This is a messenger RNA of Schistocerca cancellata (South American locust), 654 nucleotides long. RefSeq names its product AN1-type zinc finger protein 5-like. The record is from RefSeq and is a predicted model, not a curated record. Gene Ontology annotation, molecular function: zinc ion binding. NCBI's taxonomy places the organism in Eukaryota, Metazoa, Arthropoda, Insecta, Orthoptera, Acrididae. The transcript is spliced from 4 exons. Bases 1 to 654 code for a protein of 217 amino acids.
AUGCUCGAUUUUGAUUUUUUUGCCAAAGCAGUGGCAGCCCUGGAGUGGGGCCGGACGGCCGCUGCCUCGCCGGCGCGGCUCCCCGCGGCGACGUAUCGGGCGCGCCUCGACAAUCAGCGAGCACAAUGGCGCCGCCAGAUGAGCGCGUGCCACGCCGCCACAUCGACCGGCGCGCCUUCCACUGGCGUCGCGGCGCCCGGCGUCGGGGGCUACGCGGCCGACCCCCACAGGAUUGCUGCAUACCUUACAUCUCCUGAAAUAACUGUUACACAUAUGACAGUAGUCAGAACUCUUAAGAGGAGAAAAAGUGGAUCACACAUGUGUAAGCUGAAUUUAGUUACUUGUGAACAAAACCCAGAGGAGGGAUCAAGUAGCAACAGCACUGUAGAAGACACAGUAAACAACAUCCAGUCAGAGGAUGGCUGCGACACAAAGGACCCUGAGAAAAAGACCAAGAAGAACGUUAACCGCUGCGCAGUCUGUAACAGGAAGGUUGGUCUCACAGGUUUCUUGUGCCGGUGCGGAGGCCUGUUCUGUGCCGUUCACCGCUACAGCGACAAGCACCAGUGCACAUUCGACUACCGCGAGAUGGGCGCCGAAGAGAUACGCCGAAACAACCCCGUCGUCGUCGGAGAGAAGGUCAAGAAGAUCUGA